AGCGUUGCGUCUUCUUGGCGACCGUGACGAAGUAGUCCUGCGCUCCAUUGGCCCAUGUGUGACGGUUCCGUUUGGCGCCUCUGCAGUAUCCAAAGGUCUAGCGCUGGUAGCUAACAGAUUCUACUGUUGUCGUUUGGCUUUCUCCCUCCGUCAAGUAGGCUUUGGUGUGUGUGAGUGAAGGGGGGGGGGUCCUCCUCCUUCCUUCCCUCGCAAAGGAAGACGUGUCCUCCAGCGCAGCCUUUAUCCGGUUUCCACACAACACGAACGUCGGCGCUCCGCGCAGCUUCACAUGAACGCACCACAGCGAAGUGACCGUCCCGUCGUGAAGCGGCGAACACGACGGACCCGCAGCACCACAAAACUGCACAUCACGGUCAGCACCACCUACCCCCCAUAAAGCAGUCGUGUUCAUCGGAGGCCCGCGCAGAGACGGUGGUCACACGCCACGAGACUCGGAUUCGUUUUCUUUGGCACGUGCGAGUGCGUACACGACGGAAGACGCGGCCGGUGAUGACGAACUGCAACGUCCACGCCGCCUGUCGGGCCUCCUUUGCAUCUCUUCACGGUCUCUUUUGCGGUUAUGUUCGCAGUGCGCUGUGGUGGAAAGUGGAUGAUGCGGGUUUGGUCACCAGGUGCGUACUGGACAAAGCGCUGAGGCGGCGCACGGCUGCCGACUUUGGUGAGACUACUGGCCUCCUUCACGUAGCCUACGGUGCUUUUCGUCAUUUUAAGCUGGACACACGAGACAUCACGAAUGACGAAUGA
Leptomonas pyrrhocoris is the source of this 765-nucleotide messenger RNA. RefSeq lists its product as hypothetical. The record is from RefSeq and is a predicted model, not a curated record. Lineage: Eukaryota; Euglenozoa; Kinetoplastea; Trypanosomatida; Trypanosomatidae. The coding region runs from base 511 to 765 and encodes 84 amino acids. The transcript has a single exon.